CUGCCCGGGAGAGCGCGCGCACACCGCGGAAAGGAGCACGAGACAGCAUGCCGGUGAGCUGCGUGUACCGGGGGACGCUCGCGCACUCCACGCGGGACACUCCGCUGCAGAUCCUCGAGGACUCUGUGCUGGGGGUGGAUCACCGGGGGAAGAUUGCCUUUAUUGAAGAAGGUCAGAAUGUGGAAAGUCUCUCACAGACAUGGGGCUUCGAGACCUCCGAUAUCGUACAGCUCGGACAGUAUGAGUUCCUGAUGCCAGGAAUGGUGGACACACACAUCCACGCCUCACAGUACAGCUACUCAGGCACUGCCCUGGACCUGCCCCUGCUGGACUGGCUCAACACCUACACUUUCCCUGUAGAGUCGGGCUACAAGGACCUGGACUUCGCCAGGGACGUCUACACCAAAGUUCUGAAAAGAACACUGCGUAAUGGAACCACAACAGCAUGUUAUUUUGCCACAAUACACACAGACGCCUCGCUACUGCUCGGACAAAUUGCAGAUGACUUUGGGCAGAGAGCUCUGGUGGGUAAGGUGUGCAUGGACUGUAACAGUAUGGUGCCGUACUACAAAGAGUCCCUGAAGGAAUGCAAAGACGAGACACUUCGGUUCAUUCAAGAGCUUCUGAGGAAAGAGUAUGCUCGUGUGAAGCCUGUAGUGACCCCACGCUUUGCCGUCUCCUGUUCCUCCUCCCUGCUUCACACCCUUGGAGAGAUUGCCAAAAACAACGACCUUCACAUUCAGAGCCACAUCAGUGAAAACAAAGAAGAGGUGAAGCUGGUGAAGCAGCUUUUCCCAGACUGCAGAUCGUACACAGACGUCUACCUCAAACACGACCUGCUCACACCAAAGACAGUGAUGGCACAUGGCUGCUACCUGAGCGAUGAGGAAUUAAAGAUUUUCCAUGAAAGAGGAGCAGCAAUCUCUCACUGCCCCAACAGCAACACCUCUUUGGCCAGUGGCAUGCUUAACGUUCGCAAUGUUCUAAAUCACAAAGUGAAGUUGGGCCUGGGCACAGAUGUAGCGGGAGGAUAUUCACCCUCCAUUCUGGAUGCUCUUCGUCGAGCCAUGGACACCUCCAGGUUCCUGAGCAUGCGGGAGGAUCAUCUGAAAACUCUCACCUUUGAGGAGGCUUUUAGGUUGGCCACACUUGGGGGCAGUGAGGCUCUCUCACUGGACGAUCAGACAGGAAAUUUUGAAGUGGGGAAGGACUUUGAUGCUCUGCGAGUGAACAUGUGUGUUCCUGAAGGUCCGGUCGAUGUGUUUCCUGGACAGGGGCCCAAGGUCAUAUUGGAGAAAUUUCUAAAUUUAGGUGACGAUCGGAACAUUGUUGAGGUGUUUGUCGCUGGAAGACGAGUUGUGCCGUUUCCAGAGUGAAAGAAAUUACCCACAAUCCUCUGGAAACCGGCCCACACUAAUACUAACUUAGAUAGCACUUUAUGAUGUAAUAAUUUAUAAUGCUUUACCAUUGUUAACAUUUCAGUUAUUUUAAUAAUGUAAUCAUUUUGUAAGGAUAUAUGUAUGUUCUGUUUUAAUAAGAUUAAUUCAAACUUGUUUUAAUAAAGUAUAGCUUUAUUUGUGAUGAACUACAGUAACUAAGGAAUAAAAUAAUAAAGGAUUUUUUUU
Messenger RNA from Astyanax mexicanus (Mexican tetra), 1625 nucleotides. RefSeq names its product guanine deaminase (gene gda). The record is from RefSeq and is a predicted model, not a curated record. NCBI's taxonomy places the organism in Eukaryota, Metazoa, Chordata, Actinopteri, Characiformes, Acestrorhamphidae. Gene Ontology annotation, molecular function: zinc ion binding; guanine deaminase activity. The transcript has 14 exons. The coding region runs from base 48 to 1376 and encodes 442 amino acids. Gene Ontology annotation, cellular component: cytosol. Gene Ontology annotation, biological process: guanine catabolic process.